UAGACAGUAUGCACUCCGAAAGCGGUUACUCAUAAAGCAAUGCAAUCUCAUUCUAUAAUUAAGUAUUUAGCUGUGGAGCUUAAUGUUUGCCUGUGGCGAGGCAACUGAUGUGGCAUCUCGGAGAUGCGCGUCCCCAGUCAGGCUGCCAAAGCUUACGCUGCAGAAGAGCUCAGUCAAGAAAGCUUUGCCAGUUCAGUACUGUACUUCAGCAAGGCGUUCGGCUUUAAGAAUAGAGUCUGCGCAAUGGGGGCCCGAGUUUAGUGCCUGGUCUGCGGUGAAAAUAAACCUGAAAAGGGAAUAAAGGAGCUUCAGUCCACUAAGGAAUAAAGCCGGGAUCUAAGACUGGAAACCCAAAAAACAGACCGAGGGGGAUAUCAGGGGUUAGCCAUGACGGGAAUGGGAGUAAAGCGGAGGAAAGCUGGGCUUCCCGGUUUCUGUUGGAAAACCUGCUAUUUUCAUAUUUUAUUCUGGGUAGUCUCAGUCUGUGGAGAAGAGAAGACCUUCAUCGUAGAGACAUGGCUGAAAAACUAUGGUUAUCUUCUGCCCCAUGACAUUCGGACAUCAGACCUCAGGUCGGAGAAAGCCAUGCAGUCGGCUGUCGCUGCCAUGCAGCGGUUUUAUGGCAUACCUGUGACAGGAGUGCUGGACCAGACCACAAUAGAGUGGAUGAGGAAGCCUCGUUGUGGGGUCCCUGAUCACCCACGGAUCAGCCGCAGGAGGCGAAAUAAACGCUACGCGCUGACAGGCCAGAAGUGGAGGCAGAAACACAUCACCUAUAGCAUACACAACUUUACACCAAAAGUGGGGGAAAAAGACACGCAAAAGGCUAUCCGACAGGCCUUUGACGUGUGGGAGACAGUGACGCCACUGACAUUUGAGGAAAUCCCUUACUCUGAGAUCAAGAAUGAGAGGAAAGAAGCUGACAUCAUGAUUUUCUUUGCCUCUGGUUUCCAUGGAGAUAGCUCCCCAUUUGAUGGUGAGGGGGGUUUCCUGGCUCAUGCGUAUUUCCCUGGCCCUGGCAUUGGGGGGGACACCCACUUCGACUCUGACGAACCCUGGACUCUGGGCAAUGCCAAUCAUGAUGGGAAUGAUCUGUUCCUAGUGGCAGUCCAUGAACUAGGCCAUGCCCUAGGACUGGAGCACUCCAAUGAUCCCAGCGCUAUAAUGGCCCCCUUCUACCAGUACAUGGAAACACACAACUUCAAAUUACCUUUGGAUGACCUUCAGGGCAUUCAGAAAAUCUAUGGCAUACCAACAGCGAUGCUUGAGCCCACCAGGCCCUUGCCCACUCUGCCAGCUCGCCGGACCCACUCCACCUCUGAAAGGAAGCACGACCGACAGUCACGGCCACCUCGACCCCCCUCUGGAGACAAGCCAGCCUCCCCUGGAACUGCAAAGCCCAACAUCUGUGAUGGAAACUUCAACACUGUGGCCUUCUUCAGGAGAGAGAUGUUUGUGUUCAAGGACCGCUGGUUUUGGCGACUGCGCAACAACAAAGUACAGGAAGGAUAUCCCAUGCAGAUUGAUCAGUUCUGGAAAGGCCUCCCUCCCAGGAUUGAUGCUGCGUAUGAGAGGUCAGAUGGGAAGUUUGUCUUUUUUAAAGGUGACAAAUAUUGGGUAUUUAAGGAAGUCACAGCAGAGCCAGGUUAUCCACACAGCCUGGUUGAUCUGGGCAACUGUCUGCCUCGUGAGGGCAUUGACACUGCACUGCGCUGGGAACCUGUGGGCAAGACGUACUUCUUCAAAGGAGACCAGUAUUGGAGGUACAAUGAGGAAAAGAGGACAGCCGAUCCAGGGUACCCCAAACCCAUCACUGUCUGGAAGGGUAUCCCAGAGUCCCCACAAGGAGCAUUUGUCAGCAAGGAAGGCUUCUACACCUAUUUCUACAAAGGCAAAGAAUACUGGAAAUUUGACAACCAGAAGCUGAAUGUUGAACCUGGCUACCCCAAAUCUAUUCUAAAGGACUGGAUGGGAUGCCACCAGUCAGAUGUGGAGAAAAGCAAAGAAAGGCAUCUUCCUCAUGAUGAUGUAGACAUCAUGGUGACCAUCAAUGAUGUGCCAAGCACAGUCAAUGCCAUUGCUGUGGUGAUCCCCUGCAUCCUCUCCUUCUGCAUCCUGGUGCUGGUUUACACCAUCUUCCAGUUCAAGAACAAAGGUGUGCAGCAGAACGUCACCUAUUACAAACGCCCGGUUCAAGAGUGGGUAUGACAGGCUGGGAGCCACUAAGAAACAUUGUUAAGAGGGCUACAAGAAAAUGAAGCGCCAUCUGAUGAGUGGCUGCCUUGCACAAAAUGGGGAAUGGGGGGUGGGGGGUAUUAGGUUUAAUUAAACCUCCAAGAACAAGAGAUCAUUAACAAAUGGCCACAUUAAUGUUUUAGCAUGAGAAGAUGCACAAAGGCAGGGAGGCCCUUGACUUAGAGAGAGCAGACCUGCCUCCUCUCCUGCCUUUUGAGCUAUGUGUCCUUUAUUUCUGGGUGUGCCAUUUUAUAUGUUAUCCAGUUCCCAAGACUCCCAUCCAACCUUCCGCGCAGGAGGGCUAGGGAGCCCUGUGUAAGUGUCCAUAGCCAGAUACCAGCAAUCUCCUGUGCACCCGCCAUCUCUUCCUUUAGUAUGAACGUUUACAUGGAGAUAAGCAAACAAAGCAAUGAAGGUAGAAAGGCCACAGAAAAGGAAACCAAGGAUUGCUCCAUAGAUCAUUUGAAGUUUAUCAUUUAAAAAUUCUUCAUGUCUCAUGAAUCAAAACGAACAGUUCUCUGGUGAACUCCUGUGACUCCCAGGUAGCCUCAAACUCUCAGCACUUUCCACAUUUACUAACGGGGCUCUUGGAUGGAGACAGCAUACUGGAUUGACUGGACUGGUUUUGCUUGGACCUACAGUAGCAGCCUGAUGAAAUAACAUUUGGUUAUUGAACUGAAUAAGUUAAAAAUUCUUUUUGUAUGGAAAAAGGUGAAAUGGAUGUUAAUAUUACAGUCACUCACUAGUGUUUAAUGGCUGCUGAGGAAAUGAUUUUUUCAUAUUUCCAUAAUAUAGAGAAACACACAGCAAUGUUCUCUAUAAUCCUCAGUGACAGUUUAUACUUGUCUGGCAUGUUGUCAACAGGAAUGGCUGGGGGCCAAAUGAACUGCUAUAAUGAAGCAGCCUUAAUUAUUUUUUAUAUAUCUGUUGUCUAUAAGUGUUUUCAUUACUGUCGUUGUAUCACAGGUCUGUUCUACAGCAGAAAUCUAACAGUCUGCUUAGCUGGGUGAAAAUGUAGCUACAGUGCUCUCAGAAUUUCACUAGAAGAGUGGUAGGGCUAGAGUUUGCCACUGAGGAUGUGAUUUAUAAGAAGAUAUUUCUGAGUCAGCCUGAUUCCAUAUUCUUUUGUAAAGUGCCAGUAAACAAAUUUAAACAGCUGUUAAAAUCCAGGAGACACUUGAUUCCAGUCUAAAUAGAGCAGACUCAGUGUUUCCUAAAAUGAUCUAGUAUAGGGGCUUAGCAGACCAUGAUGGAAUUGAAUACAGCCUUGGAAAAGAAAAACAACAGCAACCCAUAGGAAGAACUUUCAAUCAACAGUUUUAGAUGAAUUCCCUUUGUUUCAUACCACUAACAUAGUCUCAUAUUGAAAAAAAAAACGUUAUUCCAUUAUACUACUGACUUCAUUAAGGAAUGUUUUACAUUACCUGUUAUUACUUAUAUAUGGGAUGUAUCAAAAAUUGUUCCAGCACUUCCCUAGGUCAAAUAAUUACUAUCAAAGGAAGGAUCUAAUCUUGACCCCAGAAGGGUUAUGCUAAAUGGUGUUUAUAAAAAUCUCGACUUCUCCUUCUUGUGAUAUAACAUUAUCAUAUAGACCAUAUGGACAGUGAUACUGUACUGUACAUGAAACAUGGAGACAUUUCAGAUGUUAUUGACCUUUAAUAAGAUCUGAACGGAAGAUUAGAACUUAGCUUUGCAUUAUUUAUUCUGUAUUAAACUCCCGACUUUGAUCCCUUCAGUUCUAACACAAGACUGCUAUACUUUUUAAGUCUCAUUUUAAGUGAAUGAAAUUUCUGUUAAUUUCAAUAAUGUUAUCAAUUUGUAUUUUAAUAUACUGUUUAUAUUAAUCUUAUUAGUUUCCAAAUGUUACACCUAAUAAUUAUGAAAGAAGGCUGCAUGAUUUUGUGGCUGAACUUUAAUGAAGGAGUCAAACUUGAGGGAUUCUUAAGUAUUCUUAAAAUCCCCAAGCCUAGGGCCUAAGGUCAGAAAUGCAGUUUGGAUCAUGACCAUGACAUGUGUUUUGUGUGCAAGGAAGGGUCACAUUUGACCUCAUUUUGAAGGUGUUUGACCAUUAUGCAAAUUAAUACAGAACUAUAUUAGAAUUAAUAUUAUAUUUUAGCUUUGUAGUUCCAUCUACCUUAAAAACAUAAUUAUCCUUAAGUAAAUGGAACAUUCAAUGCACCUCAAAGAUGUUAAAAAAACAAAAUUUUGUAGUACACUUGUGUUCUCUUGAGAUGUUUCCAGCCCCUUAACAUACAGUAGUUCUUAUUGAAAUAUACAUUACAGACUUGAACAUUGCUAGAAUUAUUGUGAAUAGCUGUAAACUAGUUUUUUUUCUCAGAUAUUGUCAAUCACAUUCCAAUUUAUAAACUGGGAAGACGUGGUCCAUCUUGUGGUGUUGAUCACUGGAUUGCAUAAGCCCCAGAAAGUGAUAUAAUAAAUGAUCUUUUCAUCACUGAUGAGUGAUGCUGUGUGGAAAAUAAUCCAUGAAAUUGGACAGUGCCUUGCACACUGUAGAACACAUGUACAGCCCUGCCAAGUGGGCUUGCAUAAAUAUAUAAUAUGUCUAGAGAACAGAGGCUUACAUACCUCCCUAGACUUGGAGCUACAAAUUUGAAGCUAGGUGUAAGAAAACAACAUACAGUAUAUACUGUAGGUAAUGCUUGUGUGAUGCUUUUCUGAACAAACUUAAAUUUUGAGAAGACCACUGCUCAAAGUUUUUGUUAUGGCUGUUAAACUAUUAGAUACAGCUUAAUAGUCAUCAAUGAAAAAAGUUUAAUUUCUGUUGUUUACAUAUAGACUCAAUAUUAAUAGAACAUUGUAGUUUCGUACAUGACAUUUUAUAGUCUCACUUAGGCCGACUACAUUUAGAAAACAAAGGAAAGAGUUGUGUGGACUCUGACAUUUUUGCACUAUUUUAUUUCUGAGACAUGGUGUGAAUUGGAUUUCUAAUACAGUAUGUGUAACUGAAUGAAUCAAUCUUUUAUUUUAGCUCCAGAACCAAACUGUCAGCAGAUAGUUAGCAUCUAAUGAUUGCAUUUCUGGUGCAUUUUUUUCUAUAUCUAUAAUUUACAAAUAAGGUGGGAUUAUCCACACAUUUUUAAAAGAAAUGUUGUGUAUAUAUAUACUGUACUUCUGGUAAGAAUGACAUAGAGGGGAAAUGCUAAAUGCAUUUCACAUGCAAAUCUUCUCCAUUAUAAUCAAUAAACAACAACUCUAGACAUUCUGUAGAUCAAAGAGGCCUGUUACUGUCCUAAUUAUCUCAGAAUAUGUUUAUGAGUUACAGUUUUAUUUUUCCUAUGUUUGUCAAGGUCAUUCUACAGUUUUUCAGUAACAUUAUGCUUCUGGCAACAUCAAUUUUAAAAUAUGUUGUUCUUCCUCUUACAAGUAAUGCAGAUUUUGUCUUGCAGUAUACCCAGGGUCAAUGCUGUUGUGAAAAAUAAAAUCCAACUGGUUGCCUUCA
This is a messenger RNA of Lepisosteus oculatus (spotted gar), 5695 nucleotides long. It is a transcript of the gene mmp24, whose product is annotated as matrix metallopeptidase 24. Gene Ontology annotation, cellular component: extracellular matrix. Gene Ontology annotation, molecular function: zinc ion binding; metalloendopeptidase activity. The record is from RefSeq and is a predicted model, not a curated record. NCBI's taxonomy places the organism in Eukaryota, Metazoa, Chordata, Actinopteri, Semionotiformes, Lepisosteidae. Gene Ontology annotation, biological process: extracellular matrix organization; proteolysis; collagen catabolic process.